GGCGUAAACAAUAAAAGUACAGAAAAUCUUACUCAUCAGGAGAUAGUGGAUUUGUUGCGCAGUGCUGGACAACAUGUCAAUUUAAAGAUCCUGUAUAAAAUACCAGUACCAGAUAUUGAUAUACACAGCUCUUGUAAAACAGCCAUUAUAACGUUGAAGAAAGAACGUGAUGGUUUUGGUGUUGUAGCAAGAGAGUCACCAAAGACAUCUAUUCAUGGUUAUCGUCCUGUUGUUGUUGUAAGUCUGAGACCCGGUAGUGCUGUUCAAAGUGAUGGUCUUCUUCAUGUUGGUGAUCGUUUACUGGCGAUCAACGAUCAAGCAUUGUUAGGAUUAUCACAUGAAGACGUCGUGCUCUUGUUAAAACAUGCACAUGAUCAAGUAUCUUUACAAAUCGAGUAUGACGUCAGUCAAAAAAAUGUGUUAAACACACGUAAUGGUACAUGGAUAGUUGAAAUUGAAAAGCCAGCUCCAACAGUCAGCGUUGGAUUAACAUUAGGAGAAGAAAGACGUGGUGUUUUUGUCAUAUCUCAUGUUAUUGAAGGUGGUUUGGCUGAUAGGCUGGGAGUGUUUCACAAAGACGACCAAAUAAUCAGAGUGAAUGGGACCUUCGUGAAAGAUCUUUCUUUGGCUGCAGUUGUUGAGUUGCUGGCAAAGAGUGUAAGCCGAAUGAAGAUUGAAUUUCUCACUUCUCAUACUUUGAAUAAGGAAGAUGACGAGCCUGCUUUAUCUGACAGGUACGCAAACGUUGAUUCGUGGACGGGCUCGGCUGAUGAUUCAGAUGAUCAAAGAUCAGAGUCGACUGCUCGUGAUGAAGCUCCUGUUCAACAUCGAACUUUACCCAAGGACGAUGCUCGCGAAAGAUUACUUCGAGCUCUUCCCCAGACUCCAAGCGGUAAUUUUGUCCGUUAUGACAAUGCCACACGUUUGCUGUUGAACGACAGCGACAACUACGCUGAGAUCUCGGAUGUUGUCCGAAAAUCUCGUCAAAAUUAUGAAGUGGAAAGUGAACCUGAGUCUAAUCGAAGAAUGAAGGGACAAAGUUCCGAGGUAUUAUAUUCAAAGGUUAGAAAACGUCGCUCCAACAGUCUUGGCAUCAAUACUUCCAGUCGUAAUUCUCCGUUGUCAGGACAUACGGAAUUGCUAAGUAGAAAGUCAUCUCUUUCGAAUAUUCAUUCCGGAUCCUUAUUGCGCGGUCGUAGACCAGGAUUACAUCGAAGUAACGGGAGUUUUACUUGUAUGAAGCAUGCGCAGUUAUGUCGUAUGGAGUAUGUGGAGGUGAAUUUGACCGCAGAUAGUCAAGGCUUUGGAUUGAUUUUUUCUGAAGGCUUCAUGGCACAGGAGGGAAAUAUUUUGAUGAUUGGGCAUAUUGAUGACGGUGGACCAGCUGAAAGAUCUGGAAUAUUGCAAGUAAAUGACCAAGUUCUUGGAAUUAACGAUACAGAUGUAACAGCGAUGACUGCAGAUCAUGCUAAUUCUGUUUUGCAAAGUUUUGGAACCCAUGCGAAUAUUCUUAUUGGAUUCACUGUUGGAGAAUCAGUUGUGGCUGCAUUUGGAACCUUCACGGUCAAGCUGCCGAAAAAUUAUUUUGGAUUAGGAAUCACCUUUAUAGAAAUGAAGAAUGCAAAUGAGAAAACGGUAAUUGUUAUAAGUCACGUGAGGAAGGCAAGCCCCGCCUACAGGACAGGUGUCUUGAACAAUGGUGACGAAUUAGUCUCGUUAAAUGGCCGUAAAAUGUCGAAUGUUGACGACGUUAUAACAUAUAUUGAUUCAAUACAUUUGGGUGAAAUUGUCAAAGUUACUGUGAACAAAGAACAGGAUAUUGAAGAUGUAAGUUCUGGUAUUGUGUAUACAGUUGAACUGCCCAAAAAUGGUGGUAAUACAAUUGGUAUUCAUGUUGGAUAUGGCAAAGGAAAAGAUUCUAACAACAUUUUUGUUUCAUCGUUGGUUCCUGAAAAUGUUGCAGAAAGGAGUGGAGCAGUUCAUGUUGGUGAUAGAAUUCUUGCUGUCAAUGAUAUUUUAGUUAAAAAUAAACCUGUGGAAGAGAUUUACGAAAUGUUAGAACUUAGCGGUGAGCUUGUGAAACUUCGUUUACAAAGCGCCAAAUGCCGUAUGAAUAAUAUUCCUACGAUUGACGCACCGGCUACCGGUCUUGAGAUCCCGGAUAUGUCGUCAUUACAUCGUGUUUCAGCCUGGGCCGAGAUCUUUGACGAACUCAAUCAAAUUGUCGUUGGCACACCAACUGUUAAGAAAGAGAAUGGAGACAGAGCCGCAAAGCAUUGUGGUGUAUCAUCAAACAUGAAUGAUAGUAGAAGAACGAACAUGGCAAAUGAAGGUGAAAUCACAGCCACACAAUGUUGUGAAGUAAAGAGUGAAAACGAUGAAUUCUGGGAAAAUUAGAUGAAUUAUGGGAAGGCAUGAGUAGCACCCAUCAACAAUGUGUACUACCUGUAUCCCAGAAUUCCAAAACUCGUUGUGAACCUUCGUCAAGCCGAGGUGUUCACGAUUCUUCCUCUUGCGGGACUUUAACUGGGAAGUCGAUAUCAGUACGUUAUGUUGUCCAGGAAAAAUGUGUAAAUCCCAUGGAAACGCACGAAAGAACCACGCAACAAGCUUAUGCGUAUCUCGCGGAAGAUUCCCAUGGCAAUUUGAUACAUAACAAUUCCAAAAUUUUAGAGUGUGUUUCUGAAGACCUGAAACCGACAUGUAAUGCACCAUCAUCUAUUGCAUCUGAUAAUGAAACAGAGCAGUUUUAUUUACAGAACCCUAUCCAUAAACUUUCCCAAUCUUCCCAAGAAUUAAGAGGGAAUAGUGAACAACAUAAAAAUCUGGAAUUGUUUCCAGCUGUUUCUGAUGGUACAGCAACAGUUUCAGACUCGGCACAAAAUGACGUUUUGCAAACACGCACGUUUUCUUUAAAGAAAUGUGAAGAGCACGGAUUCGGUUUUACUUUAAAACCAGAUAAAUUUCAACAGGAAGUGUAUGUCGCAUCUAUCCUUUCCGGUGGUCCUUGCGAUGGAAUGUUACAACCUUUGGAUAAGAUUACCAAAAUUGAUGAUCAGGAUCUGACGCAAUUGAAUAUUUACGAAAUAAGUCAGAUACUUCAACAUGGCCCAUCAGCCAUACAGUUGUGUAUUGUUAGAAAUCCGUUUACAGCUUCUAAUUCAUAAUAUAAACGCAUGUUAUGUUGGGUAAAGGCUCGUGAUCAAAAACUGACCUUCACACUGAUCUCGAAGAUAUCUGCAACGCGAGGCGUAUAUUUUCCGACUAAAAGAUGUCGAAAGUAGUUUACAUAGAUGUGUGUUCUUUUGCUUGUUAAUGAUGGUUGUAACCAUGCACUGUGGAGCUCUUCUUACUAGACUGCGGUGUUAUUUUUUGCUAAAGACCUGGAACGAGUUUUAUUUUUGUAUUUUAGCGAUGUCAGACGCAUGGACAUUUCAGUCAAUUUCACUAACUCAGUUCCUUCAACACAUUUGACUUUGUUGACUUAACCGUUGUACAUUAUAAUGAAUUAUAAUGAAUUGCUGUUUGCUUGUUUCCAA
Xenia sp. Carnegie-2017 is the source of this 3539-nucleotide messenger RNA. Its product is annotated as glutamate receptor-interacting protein 2-like. Gene Ontology annotation, biological process: neurotransmitter receptor transport, endosome to postsynaptic membrane. The record is from RefSeq and is a predicted model, not a curated record. The transcript is spliced from 16 exons. NCBI's taxonomy places the organism in Eukaryota, Metazoa, Cnidaria, Anthozoa, Malacalcyonacea, Xeniidae. Gene Ontology annotation, molecular function: protein binding. Bases 667 to 2397 code for a protein of 576 amino acids.